Molecule: messenger RNA, 1248 nt
Organism: Parathielavia appendiculata
Lineage: Eukaryota; Fungi; Ascomycota; Sordariomycetes; Sordariales; Chaetomiaceae
Exons: 7
Coding region: 1-1248 (415 amino acids)
Source: RefSeq, a predicted model, not a curated record
AUGUUGCUGGGUCUGCACCUCUCGAACAUCCCGUCCCUGAACGACAAAUGGUAUCACUCUUAUAUCGACAAGAUCAACCUCGCUUGUAUCGGAUUACUCGGCCCGGACUACUUGCUUGCCAUUGCACUCGGCCAGCUUUCCAGCGCGCGGCGGAGCGUGAAGUUACCUAGGUUUCUUACCAAUAACCCAGCACCACUCCAGUCUCGCCAUCCCAAGACAACAGAAUGGACUCUGGUCCACGGCUUCUACGCAGAUAUGGGAGGCAACGGCCACGUUGAAUUCCCAACAUUGAAAAAGUUCGAUAUCAAGGCCCAGAACGAGGCGGACAAUCUAUCCAAAUCAGUCACCCUCAACUUGAAGCAGAUGAUGCUCAUCACUCUUUGGAAGGUGCUCUGGUUUACUGUGUCGGAGUUGCAACGCGUCGCGCAAGGCCUGUCAAUGACGACGCUCGAGUUGACUGCCCUGACCUUCUCCAUCACCAUGUCCAUCACCUCGCUCUGCUGGUUUGCCAAACCAACGAUUUCCGUUCCUACGAUGCUCCACACCAAGGGCGGGAGGAGCAUCGAAGAAAUCCGGAACAUGGCUAACCCAUCCCGCGCUUCCCUCUCGACCUGGUAUCGGACUCCGCUCGACUUUGUCUCCCCAAACCGGCGCUUUCAGCCCGACAAUUUACCGGUCCUACUACCUGGAGAUUUCGUUCAGAAUCAAGCUCCCCCUGUUCUCACGCGCCAUCAAGGCAACCCAAGGGACCGGUUCCCCUCCGACGCAAUUCUCGUCCCCGACCGUGUUUUUCUCGUGCCAGCACUCAUUUCAACCGUGUACCACGCCAUGAGCACGGGCGUGUACGGUGUCUGCUCCUCCUGGCCCCUGCACGAAAACUGGAAGGACGAGGAUCCUUCUCGGCAGCCCACCGAGCAUUCUCAUCGGCAACAGCACAGAGGGGGUACUCCUGCGCGAAGGCCAGAAGUGGAACAACAAACCGGUUUAAGCAAGACUUUCUACGAUGUUAAGGCGGACUCGGCCUCUUCGCGGGGACAAAUCCAUGGCAGGGUUAAGGGGCUACUCCGGGCCUUUGCCGCCUGGGUGAAGAGAAAGCGAGUCAUCUUACCGGACGGGGACCCGGACACGGGGCUGGGGCUCCACGUGAUCGUCCUGCCCCUCAUAGGAACCGACUUUGUCUCAAUACGGGAGCAGCCUGUCGGCGUCUACAUAGCCGUGAACAGGUUCGUACCUUUCUUGGGUAGUUGA